AGACCUAAGAUCAAAGUAGCCAAAUAAUCUACCAGAAAUCAGAAUAGAAACCAGCAUCCAUGGCAAAGCCACAGGCAUUGGCUGCAGCACUCCUGCUUGCCUUAGUGGUCUCCCUCGCCGCAAUAGAGGGUGCUCAUGGCAUCUGCGGCUUGUCCAACGACGAGUUCAAGCUUUGCCAGCCAGCGGCGGCGGUGAAUAACCCCACAGACGGACCAUCGUCUGAGUGUUGUGCCGCGCUUGGGAAGGCCAACCUGUCGUGCAUCUGCCGUUACAAAGGACUUGCCGGCGUAUGGCUGAGGAUGUACCACAUCGACGCCGCCCGCGCCAUGGCGCUUCCCGGCAAGUGCGGCCUCGCCAUGCCCAGCAACUGUUCGUGAUAAUCCGACGUACUACUGUCUAUAGGCGUCUGGGUGUCAGUCGGUCUAUUAUAAAGCUAAAUAAGUGGAGGAGCACUUGAAAGGCGUUGUGCUGCUGCUCGAUCUUACCGGUGUUGUGUGAUUUGGACGUGUGCUUAUCUCUCUAAGCCAUGGAUACUAGUACUGGAAGUACGCCUAUAAAUGCUGGAAGUGCAAUAUUGAUGGCAAAGAAAUGCCUACAGUCAGUCCCAGAAUUUAAUAUAUUGUAUCGUCAAAAAAAAGAAUUUAAUA
Messenger RNA from Lolium rigidum, 647 nucleotides. RefSeq names its product putative lipid-transfer protein DIR1. The record is from RefSeq and is a predicted model, not a curated record. Gene Ontology annotation, molecular function: fatty acid binding. The coding region runs from base 60 to 377 and encodes 105 amino acids. Gene Ontology annotation, biological process: systemic acquired resistance. NCBI's taxonomy places the organism in Eukaryota, Viridiplantae, Streptophyta, Magnoliopsida, Poales, Poaceae. The transcript has a single exon.